This is a messenger RNA of Trichogramma pretiosum, 1023 nucleotides long. RefSeq lists its product as uncharacterized. Lineage: Eukaryota; Metazoa; Arthropoda; Insecta; Hymenoptera; Trichogrammatidae. The transcript is spliced from 2 exons. Bases 101 to 943 code for a protein of 280 amino acids. The record is from RefSeq and is a predicted model, not a curated record.
UCGAAAAGUCUCGAGUAACUGCCAGUAUCCCGGACGACGUUGAACGAACCGAUUCUCCUCGCAGUAUCCUCGUUUCAGUUUUUAUUGUUUUGUUGUAAAAAUGGCGUCUCGCGACAGAAGGACGAGCUCCGAUCAAAUUGACCCAAAUAAUAGAGUCGAGGAAGAUCAGUCCGAUGACGAAACUCCUUCGAACGACGAGGAGUCUCGGUCGUCACCCCCAGCGAGAGCCCAUGUCAAUGAGGCUUUUGAAAGCGACGAGCCUCAGCCGUCGGAUCCGGCACCGACUUCGGAGGGAGACGGUCAGCACCAAGAAGCCGGUCCAUCGCGGCGCAGAAGUUUAAUCGACGAGGCCGGCAACGUAUCGGUUCUCACGCAACGAAGAGGCUCCAAUCAAGAAGCACUCCAAUCCAGAGCCGCGAAUCCAGCUCCACCCAGACAAAUCCAACCGGCGGAAGAACCAGAAAGACGAUUCCAACCAGCGGAAGGGCCACCGAGACAAGAGGCAGAGUGGAACUCACCGCCACCGGACUACGAAGCCGCACAGAGAUACGAUGUGCAUCCGCCGUCGUACGAAGACGCCCAGAGGCAGAUGGACCAGAGACCUAUGAGAGCUCCUCACUGCCAGCAAAGAGCUCGAGACAUACAAGUGAACUUGGCAGCAGCCGCGCGACCGACGACAACUCCGCCACGGCGGCCAGCUCGACCGAGUGGACGGCAACUGGAACUGUACCCUACCGAGGGCGUCCGGAGAUCGGUUUCGAACACCGGGAAACGCUGCUCUCGGAUUCUUAUAGGCGUGGCCUUAUUGGCCGUAAUUGUUGUUGCGAUUGCUGUUAUCCGGUAUCUAUUAUCUUUACGUGCCUCCACGCAUAUGUCCCCAGCCGAACAUGAUUUCGACAUUUUACGAGAAUUUAUGACGACGACGACUGUACGGCCGUGGUGAUAGAAAUACAUAUUUUUUUAUCUUUUGAACUCGAUUGAAUAAAUAAUUGUAAUGUUUGCAUUGCUAUAUGCACCAUAAUA